Molecule: messenger RNA, 2805 nt
Organism: Homalodisca vitripennis (glassy-winged sharpshooter)
Lineage: Eukaryota; Metazoa; Arthropoda; Insecta; Hemiptera; Cicadellidae
Product: neprilysin-2-like
Exons: 14
Coding region: 93-2204 (703 amino acids)
Biological process (GO): protein processing
Cellular component (GO): plasma membrane
Molecular function (GO): metalloendopeptidase activity
Source: RefSeq, a predicted model, not a curated record
UCCCCGUAACUUAAAAGUCCUUCAGUGAUGUGUCAGAGGGAAUGCUGAGAGACUGCCACAUACAACAUUAGUUGUCGUUGCUCACUGGCAACAUGUCACCCAAUGGCUGGGCUUGUCUCGUAAUAUUAUUUACCAUUGGUUCAUGUGAAUCAAUCCGACCCAUAUGCGAGACAGAUGAAUGUAAGACAGCUGCCGAUAGAAUCCUGAACUACAUGGAUCCAUCUGUCAGGCCCUGCGAUGACUUUUACAAAUUUGCUUGCGGGAAAUUCCUGGAAUCUGCAGAACUACGUGAUUAUUUGUCAAGUAACUCUUCGUUCAUCCAAGUUCACGAAAUAGUGGAAGAUCAGUUGAAGGCUAUCCUUUUCGAAGAGUCCACACCAGAUGAACCUAACCCAUACAAGACAAUGAAACAUCUGUUUUCUCUGUGUUUGGAUGAAGACAAGAUAGAUGACAGAGGAGUAAGUCCAGCGGUCUCUAGGCUGGAGGCUGCUGGAGGCUGGCCGGUGCUGGGAAACUGGAGGCACUUUGGCUGGAGCUUCCUGGACACCGAAAUACGACUGAGAAACCUCUCUAUCGGUGGUGGAAGUCUCUUCCAGAUAGACGUAUCCGUAGAUCUAAAGAAUGCCAGCAAACGUGUCAUCCAGAUUGACCAGCCCAAGGUCUUGAGACAGUCACGGGAGUUUCUAGUGAAGGGGCUGAGCAACCCCAUAGUCCAGGCCUACUACAGCUACAUGGUGGACAUAGCGGAGAUGUUCGGGGCAGAUAGACGUCUGGCACAAGUAAAACUCAACGAGAGCUUGAUGUUCGAGAUAGAGCUAGCAAAGAUAACAAUACCACAAGAACAAAGGCGUGAAUUUGAACGCAUGUACAAUUCCUACGAGCUGGAAGAUCUAAGAACAGAGUUCGAGUGGGUAGACUGGGUAGCACUUCUGGAAAGCAUAAUGCCAGCGUCUGUGCAGCUCAGAAAAAACGAACUGAUACUGGUCAAAGAAGUGGAAUUCCUCAAAAAGCUUGAGGUGCUCCUACAGAAGCACUCUGAUGAAGUUAUUGCCAACUACAUGAUGUGGCAAGCAGCUAGAGGUAUGACGGACCAUCUGACUAAACAGAUGAGGAAUAGGAAGAUGGAAUAUCUCCGUGCCACGGAAGGGAUAGCUGCGCGAGAGCCCCGGUGGAAGGAGUGUAUCGGAGUCGCUUCAAGACUUCCACUGGCCCUCUCUUCAAUGUAUGUUGAGAGAUACUUUGAUGAUACCUCCAGAAAGGUAGCUCUGAAUAUGACCAAUAUGAUACGUGAGGAGAUGAUGCGUGGCAUUCUAGAACUAGACUGGAUGGAUGAAGAAACCAAAAUGCGAGCCGUGUACAAGGCAUAUCACGUUGUUCAACAUAUUGGCUAUCCUGAUGAGCUGAAGGAUAUAAACAAAAUUGAAGAAUUCUAUAAAGGGCUGGACAUCGACCAGGAUCAGUACUUUGAGGCGUUGAUCGAUCUGUCUCGUUGGGAAAACGACUACAUGUUCCGCCAACUGCGAGAGGUGGUGAACAGGACAGACUGGAGGUCACAUGGUACAGUCACUGAAGUAAACGCUUUCUAUGUUCCUUGGGAGAAUUCCAUGGAAUUUCCAGCUGCGAUUCUCCAGCAGCCGUUCUUCAGUGCUCGGGUUCCUCAGUACCUGAACUACGCCACGAUAGGGGUCACUAUCGGCCACGAGAUUACGCAUGGAUUUGAUGAUGAGGGAAGCCAGUUUGACUACAAGGGUGAUCUUAACGAUUGGUGGGAGGCGGAGAGCAAGGAGAAUUUUAAUGAGAAGAAGAUGUGUAUAAUAGACCAAUAUGGCAGCUAUAAAGACAGCCAGACUCAACUGAAACUGAACGGCAUCACCACACAGGGAGAAAACAUAGCGGACAACGGUGGAUUCAAGUUGGCCUAUCUUGCGUACCAUUGGAUGGCAGAUCAGCUGAUGGAACCGGAACCCGGGCUGCCAAACUUGGAACAAUACAGCAACGAUCAGCUGUUUAUGAUCGGUGUGGCCAACAUCGAGUGCACGCGGUAUCGCCCCGAGUCUCUCAGAGAGCGGAUCCAUACAGACCCACAUUCCCCGGCAGAGUUUAGAAUUAACGGAGUUCUGAAGAACUUCCCAGAGUUUAGUAAGGUGUUCCAGUGUGGCUCUGAGGAUGCUAUGAAUCCUGAGAAUAAGUGCGUUGUUUGGUAGUCCUGGUUAAAUUAGCUGGGAUCUUUUAUCAGCAAUUAAUUAAAAUGAGUAAUUUGUACUAGUUUGCUUUGCAGUAUGAUUUUUCGUCAUUUAUAUUUGCAAAUAAUUAAGAAAUUGAAUUCAAUUUAGGAAUAGAAGAUUUUAGUAUUCAUUGCAAUAUUCAUAAAAUACUGCUAAAUAAAUAACCAUGAUGGGUUAAAUGUGAUGAGUGUUAUGUGGUUCCACAGAAAAAAUGUACAAUACAUUUUUUUCGCUGUAUUCAUGUAAAACUUAUUACAAAUGGUUUUUUAUAUAAAUUAAUCAAAAUAUUAUUACAAUCAAUUCUCAAAAUAUAAUUAUUACAAAUUUAAUUUACGGUAUAUCGUAUGAAUUUUCCUUACGUAUGUUUUUUUAUUCUUAUAUAUUUUAAUACUAUGAAUAUAUUACAAUUAGGGUUUAAUAUAAUAUUGUACUAGUCUAUGACCAAUAUAGGGAAAUGUGUAGAUUAAAAUAAUUAUUUGGUAUUUAAAAUACAUUUAUUAUUUAAAUGUGUGUUGGAAUGGUUUUGGAAUGUGUGUUUAGUUGAGGUUGUGGUUUUAAAUAAAUGUAACGUUGAUUUUAA